UUGGCCCUUUGCUUAGUUAGAUCUUUCAUCCUUUCGCUCCCCCACGACGACGAUGGCUGCAUCGAAGCUCGUGUUGUUCCUUGACUGGGACGAGACGAUUUCGGCGCACGACACGCUCGCAUGCAUCGCGCCUCCCGAUGGAACCCAUGCUGGUCCGCACUUCGGGUGGUACGGCGACGAGUACAAGCGGGAUCUCGAGGAGCACGAGCGGCAGUUCGAUCGACCGCGCGACACACUCGACGGCCAGCUUGCCUUUCUCGACAGCUUGGACGACGUGGAGCUGCGGAGCCAAGCGCGCAUCGAAGACGGCGGCCUCUUCAAAGGAUUCGAUCCUGAGCAGAUGGACGAACGCGCGCGGCGACAGGUGACGCUGAGGAACGGCUGGGCCGAGGCGGCAGCCAAGCGGCUGGCGGCGGAAGAGGUGGAGCACCACAUCAUCAGCGUCGGCUGGUCCGCACGCUUCAUACGUGCAGCUCUCGGACAGAGCACGCAUCCAACGACGAUUUGCGCAAACGAGGUCGAGCUCGACAGCGACACAAAGAGGGGCACCGGUCGGCUGACGAAGAGCAACGAUGUGGGCGCUCCGGGCCUGUCGGGCAUCCGCGUCGGCUCGCACAAGCUCAGAGAGAUGAAGCGACUGCUCAACGCGAGAUCCCGGGACAGCAUCAUGGUCCUCUACGCGGGAGACAGCAACACCGACCUUCCAUGCCUCCUCGAGGCCGACUAUGGCUUGCUGCUGGGCGAUGCCGCGGGCCUCAAAAAGACGCUCGAACGCAUCGGUCUGUCUCACCUGGUCAGCGACACGGUCGAUGACUGGCUUCAGAACAAAACAAAGCUAGUGCACGUCAAGGACUGGGUUGAAGGUGAUAGAGUUCUGCAAGCAUGCCUCUCUGCCUGUAACAGGAACAGUAGAUAGAAUAAUUAGAUCUAGGGGCACUCUCUUCUCUGCUGUUUGCGCGUCCCCAGGAAAAGUGUUGAGAUGGAGGGAAAGAUGCAGGUGGUCAAUGCGCGCGGCUGGAC
Messenger RNA from Acaromyces ingoldii, 1020 nucleotides. RefSeq lists its product as hypothetical. The transcript has a single exon. Lineage: Eukaryota; Fungi; Basidiomycota; Exobasidiomycetes; Exobasidiales; Cryptobasidiaceae. The record is from RefSeq and is a predicted model, not a curated record. Bases 53 to 916 code for a protein of 287 amino acids.